AACCGGAAAUUAGAUUCCAAAAUCAGGCUUGCUUCACCCAACUGUCUUUAUUGUCAAAGCUUUUUAUUAAGCUACCUUUGCGCGUCAAUCUUGGAAUAUUUAUAUUACUAGUAGUUAACAAAUGUUAUUAACUAUGGUUAGAACGGGUAGAUAGGUAAUCUCAGCUGAUAAGAGAACUUGACAGAAAACUGGAUGAACACAUGCAACACCACGCACAGAAUGCGUUGCAGUAUUACCUUGGCCUGGGGCGAGUGACAUUGCGGUUGUGACCGCGUGAAAAAAGUGUUCGGUGUCAUAGAAAACAUCCUCUGUCGGAAGAGGGGUGACCUGUGCAAUAUUUCAAAUGGAGAAUGGAGACUGGAGAUAUAUGAUGACUGAUCCAGUAAUGUUGAACGUGGGAGGCUGUUUGUACACCACGUCCCUGUCCACCCUACAGCGCUACCCUGAUUCCAUGCUGGGUGCCAUGUUCCGUGGAGACUUCCCCACCACCAGGGACGCCAAGGGACACUACUUCAUCGACCGAGACGGUCCACUCUUCCGCUACGUACUCAACUUUCUCCGCACCUCCGAGCUGACGUUGCCCUUCGACUUCAAGGAGAUGGAGCUUCUCCGCAAAGAGGCCGACUUCUACCAGAUCGAGCCUCUCAUCCAGUGUCUGGGGGACACCAAGCCCCUCUACCCUUUAGAUACCUUCGAAGAGGUGGUGGAGCUCUCCAGCACCCGCAAGCUCUCCAAGUACUCCAACCCCGUAGCGGUGAUCAUCACCCAGCUCACCAUCACCACCAAGGUGCACGCUCUUCUGGAGGGGAUUUCCAACAGCUUCACCAAGUGGAACAAACACAUGAUGGACACCAGGGACUUCCAGGUGUCCUUCACCUUCGGGCCGUGCGACUACCACCAGGAGGUGUCCCUGAGGGUGCACCUGGUGGAGUACAUCUCCAAGCAGGGCUUCACCAUCAGAAACACGCGCGUGCACCACAUGAGCGAGCGGGCCAACGAGAACACCGUGGAGCACCACUGGACGUUCUGUCGGCUGGCGCGCAAGGUGGACGACUAGACUUGCUGACCGAUUAUUGUCGGGGACACACACCUGGGACACCAUCACCUGGGACACACACACCUGGGACACACACACGUGCCUCGGACAUUCAAAUACACCUAUCUGGCACACACAUGUACAAUGUCUAUGUGUCAUUGUAGUAGUAGUGCCAAUACCCAAAUAACAUUCUAUACCUCCUAUUCAGUACAGUUUAGAUGUAGGAGAACUGAUCGGUGUGGUGAACACUUUCAUGGGGAAAUAUGAACCAUACUGGAUAUUUCUAUGAUCACUGACGGGUUUUUCCGUGGGAAUUGGAACAUAGUGUCAAUUAGACCUUCAACAAGUUGGUCCUAGCUUGAACUUGACUGCAUGUGGUACGUGAUGCUAAUGAUUAUUACACGUACAGUAAUUAUUGAAUGCCUUUUUUUAAUCCCUUAAGGGCUGAGAUGAUACUAUUUUCCUUUCAUCAAAUUACGAAGAACAAGAAUUAGGUCCAAAACAUUUAUUAAGCGUGUAGUGUAAAGAUUUCUCUUAAAUGGGUAAAAUAUGUUAAGCUCACAACACAGUAUGGCUGUAAACCAAUGUUUCUAGUAGGAUUACAUUCUCUUUGAUGUUAGUCCAUACCAUAGAUUUCUAUAUCAGUUGGAUAGGCCUGGAUAAUUUAAUACAUAUAAAGUAAAUGUUUUCUGUGUGAAUGGUUGUGAAGUGCUGGACUGAUGUUUAAUGUGAAACACUGUGUAACCUCUGUUCAACUCAACUGUAAUACAUAUUGGUUGGACUUAUGGUUUUUGUCCUUGUAAACAACUUGUAUAGGACCAUCCAGGGACUAAUACUGAGGACAGCAUAGCCUUAUCCUGAUAAUGCAUUGUAUCUGACUCCUCAAAGUAGGUCCAAUGUGUAACUUUAUCUAUCCCUAUUUAAAUAAAGUCUUAAAUGGU
This is a messenger RNA of Osmerus eperlanus (European smelt), 1977 nucleotides long. RefSeq names its product potassium channel tetramerization domain containing 6a (gene kctd6a). The transcript has 3 exons. Gene Ontology annotation, biological process: protein homooligomerization. Bases 344 to 1057 code for a protein of 237 amino acids. Gene Ontology annotation, molecular function: protein binding. The record is from RefSeq and is a predicted model, not a curated record. Lineage: Eukaryota; Metazoa; Chordata; Actinopteri; Osmeriformes; Osmeridae.